Medioppia subpectinata is the source of this 507-nucleotide messenger RNA. The record is from the annotation of a GenBank genome assembly. NCBI's taxonomy places the organism in Eukaryota, Metazoa, Arthropoda, Arachnida, Sarcoptiformes, Oppiidae.
GCGGACGUGAUUGCAGGCAAAGACAAACACAUGGUAUUAGAGGCGAACCGUUUGAAGUCAUUCAAGAGUUGGCCCUUCAGUUCCGGCGAUUGCACUAAACAUACGGUGAGUGGCAGUGGUUUCUAUCACUGCAAUAUGUCUGGAGAAGUGGAUGGCGUCCGAUGUUUCUGCUGUAUGAAAGAGUUGGACGGUUGGGACCAAACAGACAACCCGUGGACUGAACACAAGCGCAACAAUAACUGCUAUUUCGCACAUUUGGGCAAAACUCAGACCAAACUGACGGUCAAAGAGUUCCUCAAAGUGAUGGAAGAGCGAGAGGUCAACCUUUUGAACAAACGGAUUGAAGCGAUGAAUGCAAUGGAGAAGAAAACAAUCGCCGAAUUGGGUCUCAAUAGUGACGACAAUUAAUUCAAUGCUUAAAAUUAUUUAUUAUUUUUUACUUUUAAUAACAAUAAAUAAAACAAUUAUCUUUUUAUAAAUGUUAAUAAACUCUAUAAUAUAUUAAUA